AUGCCCGCCUCCUACCCCGCAGUGCUGGCGCUGGCCCUGGUGGGAGCGGCACGCGCCGCCACCGCCGCGCCCACCUGCACUGCGGGCACACAGCUGGAUGCGGAGCAGGCCCUGCUGGCGCGUUACCUCUAUGAGCUGCGCAACAACCGGCAGGCAGACUGCAGCCCCCCAGACUUUGUGCAGAAUGCUGCAGAGCAGGGCUUUGUGGUCAAACAGCUCUGCACCGAGCCGGGCUCCGCCCCGACCGACACCUACACCAACCUGACCGCCAGCUUCAAGAACAGCUGCAAGAACAACAACCCAGAGACGAAGCUUAAGCUGGAGGCGCUGGUUCGGCGGUGCCCUGGCCAAGACCCCACCCUGCAGCCCUGGGCCGCCGACAGCGUGACGGCCAGGGUGGCGCCGCUUCCGGACAACUUCUCCUGCCCCGCGGGCCUGGAGCCCAUCCCGGUGGUGGACGACGAAAUCGACUUCACCCCCAUGUGGGAGUUCAACCACCUGUGCGAAAACUCGAUGAAAUAUAAGCUGUUCCCGGCAGACCCGUCGGCGGUGCCCAAGUGCGGCGGCGGCGCCGCCUGGCUCACCACCACCAUGCAAGACGCCUGCUACAGCCCCUCGACAGGGGAGUACAGCGGCUACUGCAACAUCCUGUUCACCUGCGACGACGGCAAGGAGCACAACGUGUCUGUGAAUGCGGCGGGCAAGACGCUGGGGCGCGACGCCUGCCCCUGGCCCAUGUUCCUGCCCGGCUCCGAUGGCUACGACCCCCAGUUUGACUUCCUCAACCAGGCAAGCCAAGCCAGCCGGGGGGCAGGGGCUCACCACCUCGCUACGGCGCCCACCCCCGGCUCUGCGCCCGCCCCUGCUGGCGGGGACCUGGCCGCGUGCCUGGCGUCCGCCGGCAUCGAGUUUGUGGAUGACUCCAACCCCGCCGCACUGGACCAGGCCUGCAAGGUGUGGAACAAGCUCAACGACACCAUAGCCGCGGCGGUCGCCUACCCGGCCGAUGUCGCCCAGGUGGCGGCCGCCGUGCUGUGCGCCAAAGAGGCGGGCAUCAAGCCGGUGCCGAGGUCUGGCGGCCACAGCUACAUGGGGUACAGCGUCAUGCCUGGCGGCCUCACAAUCGACCUCAACCGCAUGAAUGUCACCACCGUGUCAGCCGACGGCGCAACCGCCACCGUGCAGGCCGGCUCCCGCCUGGGCCAGCUCUAUUAUUACGUCUACAACCAGACGGGCGGCACCAAGGCGGCGGUGGGCGGCACCUGCCCCCCCGUGGGCACCGGCGGCCUCUUCCUGGGCGGCGGCAUCGGGCCGCUGACCCGACAGUACGGCCUGGGCUGCGACCAGCUGGAGGAGGUGCAGCUGGUGGAUGCCCAGGGGCAGCUGGUCGUCGCCAACGCCAGCUUCAACUCUGACCUGCUGGGCGCCAGCUGCGGCGUGGGGGGCGGCAACCUGGGCAUCGUCACGGAGUACCGCAUCAAGCUGCACGAUGCGCCCCCCAACUUCACCAUCGUCGCAUACACAGUGGUCUCCUCCCAGGCUCUGGCCUACCUCAAUUACCUGAACAUCGACAAGGGCGAGAUCGACGUGCUAUGCCAGUACCCGGGCCCCAAGAAAGAGCUGCAGUCGCUGCUGGCGUCGGAGGGCCUGCUGGGCGCCGGUACCGGCUGGAACGUGACGGCCCCGCCGGACUGGCAGGAGAUGGACUGGAUCCACAGCGUCAUGUACCAGGCCUUCUAUGAUGAGGUGGUGAAGCAGCCCGCCGACCUGCUCAACAUCGCGGCCAUGGAGAAGAAGUACAGGACCUACUUCAAGCUCAAGUCUUUCUUCGCCAUGGAGGAGGUGUCUGACGCCGCCUGGCAGACCAUGAUCGAGUGGGAGGCCAAGAUCGACAAGUAUGGCGGCUAUGUUGAGCUGGACAUGUUUGGCGGCACGCCGGGCGCGGUGGGGGCGGUGGCGCCCAACGCCACCGGCUUUGUGCACCGCGGCGCGCUGUUCAGCAUCCAGUACGGCGCGGAGUGGCGCAAGGAUGUUAUGACACACAAGGUCAUCCCGCUGAUUGAGCAGAUGCAGGCGGCUCUGGACCCCUUCUUUGAUCCCAACCGGCCGGCAUACAUAAACUAUUACGACAUCCAGGUGGGCGCCGACCCUCUGGAGAGCUACUACGGCACCAACACCGCCUGGCUGCAGGGCCUGAAGGCCCAGGUGGACCCUGACAACCUGUUCACAGCUGAUCCGCUGGCCAUACCCGCCGCCGCGUCAGCCAGCCCGACGCCGGCGCCCGCGCCCGCGCCCGCGCCCAGCCCCGCGGCAGGCGGCGGCUCCAGCGCCUCGCCGGCGCCAGCGCCAGCGCCGGCGCCGGCGCCGGCCUCGGCCGCCGCCACGCCCGCGGCGGCCGUGCUGCACUGA
Messenger RNA from Chlorella variabilis, 2409 nucleotides. RefSeq lists its product as hypothetical. The coding region runs from base 1 to 2409 and encodes 802 amino acids. The record is from RefSeq and is a predicted model, not a curated record. Gene Ontology annotation, molecular function: oxidoreductase activity; FAD binding. The transcript is spliced from 21 exons. Lineage: Eukaryota; Viridiplantae; Chlorophyta; Trebouxiophyceae; Chlorellales; Chlorellaceae.